This is a messenger RNA of Leguminivora glycinivorella, 1990 nucleotides long. Its product is annotated as zinc finger protein 708-like. Lineage: Eukaryota; Metazoa; Arthropoda; Insecta; Lepidoptera; Tortricidae. The transcript has 11 exons. The record is from RefSeq and is a predicted model, not a curated record. Gene Ontology annotation, molecular function: DNA-binding transcription factor activity; RNA polymerase II cis-regulatory region sequence-specific DNA binding. Bases 631 to 1809 code for a protein of 392 amino acids. Gene Ontology annotation, biological process: regulation of transcription by RNA polymerase II.
UUACCAAGCAGAGGAUUAAAUGUAAACCUCUCUUUAAACAUUGAGUGGUUUUCAGCUGUCAGUAUGGGACGGGCUUCCACAGCAUGUCUGCGGCUCCUGCGGGGUGCUUCUACUCAAAAGUAGCGACCUGCGCCACCGCUGCCGGCGCGCAGAGCAGCUGCUGCGACAGUACACACACACGAUAACAACAGACUUCAUUCGAACCAUAGACAGAGUAGCCAACAAGCUUACCCUCCAUCUCACCAUCACCAAACUCGACACAGAAACACAACUUGACACAAAAUCUCAACUCGACACAGAAACCCAACUCCAUGAACUAAAACUCGACACAGACUUGAAACCGGAUGAUAAAGACGAUACUGACGAAAAUGAUUCGCAAACAUCAGUUUUCUGCGAACCUGAAAUAUAUGUGAACGAUGUCAAAUAUUCAGAAAUCGCGACAGACAUAGAUUUAACCAAUCAUAUGACAUUAAGGAAGAGAGUUAAGACUAAAAGAGAAAAAAGAUUAAAGAAACGAAACAAAAGAAGGGUUUCAAAUGGUUUUUCAGUACGGAAGAAGAUUAUGUGAAGUUUGAAAGUAAGUAUAAUAUAAAAGUGGUUAAAUUGAAUGAAGAGGAACAGAGACGGGAGAUGGAGGCGAGAAGAGAGUCAGAGAACUAUAGACACGCGCAUGUGCGGUGCGAGAAGUGUUGUAAGGGGUUCUUGUCUAUGAUCACGUUUGAGAACCAUAACAAAAUACAUGAUCCGAGUACAGGCGCGAACGAGUGCCCUCUAUGUUUCUCGAGGUACAAGUUCCCUACACAUCUGCGACAGCACGUGGUAGAGAGCCACGCGCAUAAAUAUGUGUGCAAAGUGUGCGAGCAGGUCAUACGGCGGCGGAGCGCCGCUAUGUUGCACUCUGCUUUCCACGCGGGCAGGACCUUCGAGUGCAAAUAUUGUGGACGGACCUUCAAGAAAUCGUCCACACGAUAUACUCACAUGCGCAUCCAACAUCCUGGCGAGAACGCGUCCGGCGGUGCCUGCGAUGUGUGCGGAGAGACGUUCACUGGAGCCCUAGGGCUCCAGCAGCAUAAGACACGGAAACACAACAAGCCCGCAGUGCCAGAGCUGAAGUGCAGUAUCUGCCAAGUCCAGUUCGCAAGCCUGGACGCCGUCGCGAGACAUACUGACACAACUCCUGGCAACGUCUGCGAUCCUAGUCUCAAAGCGUGCUCCGUGUGUGGCGAAACGUUCCCCGAGGAAUCCCGCCUGGCUACACACUGCUCCUCCCACGCCGAGACGCGAUACAAGUGCGAUGAUUGUAACCAACCGUUCGAAACCAAGUCGUCUCUCAGCACCCACAUCGACCGCGUCCACUUGAAGAUAAAACCACGCUACAAGCUAAUAUACAAGUACAGUGCGACGCGACGCGCCCAGCUAGACGAAUACAUGUGCGAAACCUGCGGGAAGGGGUAUACGAGUUUCGCGAACCUGAAAACUCACCAGCUGCGUCACACGGGGGAGCGCCCCUUCCCUUGCCCGCAGUGCCCUAAGAGCUUCCUCACCGCCGCUCAAGCCAAGGGCCACAAGGAGCGGGUGCACGCGGGGAUAAAGAAGUACCAGUGUGCGCAGUGCCCCAAAACAUUUCUGGACAAGAGCUCCGUCUACAAACACAAAGUGGUACACACAGGUGAAAAACCAUACGAGUGCCAAAUCUGCAACAAGACGUUCACGCAAUCAGGUUCGUUGUCAACUCACAUCAAGUACGUGCAUAUGAAAGUGAAGCCGCCGCCGCGGCGCCGGCGCGGGCUCGCUGCCAGCGGAGUGUAACAUAACCAUAUUACUGCGAAAGUUGUAACUAAACCUCCACCCCUCACAGCAUGUAAUAAUCAUACAUCGGGGUUUUGGGAGCGGGAAUGAAUUUGUGUAUUUGUACAUACAUACAUACAAUCACGCCUGUAUCCCAUAAAGGGGUAGGCAGAGCACAUGAAACUACUAAAGCUUCAGGGCC